Molecule: messenger RNA, 1042 nt
Organism: Cantharellus anzutake
Lineage: Eukaryota; Fungi; Basidiomycota; Agaricomycetes; Cantharellales; Hydnaceae
Exons: 1
Coding region: 321-773 (150 amino acids)
Source: RefSeq, a predicted model, not a curated record
CCUGAAUGGUCAUUAUCAUCCAAAUCGGUUGGGCGCGCGAUGUUUGUUUUUCCCCAACUUGCGUCGCUACUAAUGCAAGCCUUCCUCCACCAACAAAUUCUGCUUCGUAAACGCAUCCCACCGAUCUCGUUAUCCUGGCCUUAUAACAGACUCCUUAACUAUUCUCUCACUGAAGGGUCCCUCCUCCUAUCCCCGCAGACCCCCCUUCGAUGCGCACGACGCCAUAGGUUUUGUUUUGGUUAUCACUCAACAAGCCGGUUAUCAUUUCUGAGAUUAAAGACGAUAAUGGGCUUAAUUCGUGCCUGAAGGCGGAUGCCCAGAUGCGCCAACGGUGCGGUGAGUUGCUUCGCCGUUGCCCCGUCCCCCACAUGUAUGGGUUGAGCCUGCUUGGGACCCUUUGCAUUUAUUGUGGCCACAGGGACACGGGUGAUAUUAAUUACCCUUGCUUGGUCGACCACCCCAGUGUAGAUUGUGCUCUACCACCCGACUUCUUUGAGGGGAAGUGGGAUUUAGACAUCUUGUCUCCGGCUGGAUGCAGGAGAUUGUUGUAUACGUCAAGGCCAAAGUAUUCCAUUGGCAUGUGGUUGCUGGGGCCGAAAGCGAGGAGGCCGCUGGGCGCUAAUGUUCAUUCUGUGGUCAGCGAGCUUGAGAAUGACAAUUCCAGGCCAGUUUUGGAUGCAACCGCCGGUUCCUGUCGUCAUCCUUCUCAAGUCCAUCACUUAGACCGUCGUUCAUGUGCGAAGUUGCACCGCCGCUGCCGUAUCUCCAUUUAAUUGAAGCACCGGCAGUGUUAAACUAGUAGACCACCUCAGUGACGGUUGUGACGGCAGUGCGCUUAGUGGAGCGACGAAGACUACCGAGCGAAAGCUGACCAGGAUGGACAGUUAUCGACAAUUCGGCGGUCAUGAGAUUCUGGUACCCGAAGGAUUCCGAAGAAGUACUCGUCCAACCCCGGAUGUUCUCAGUAGACGCAGUCGACAUUACAUAAUAUUAGGAUGCUAUACUUGCGCAUACCCUGAUGCAAUUGACCCGUACAGUGACC